Molecule: messenger RNA, 636 nt
Organism: Fraxinus pennsylvanica
Lineage: Eukaryota; Viridiplantae; Streptophyta; Magnoliopsida; Lamiales; Oleaceae
Source: the annotation of a GenBank genome assembly
AUGCAUAUUGUGGAGAGGGAUGAUGAUUUUUAUGCCCCGAGGGUUCCCAAUGGAUCGAUGUCCCGUGCAUUCCAUUGUUCUCUUUUGUUCUGCGUUGAUAGCUUCUCCAGGAAGAGUUUUUCUUACAACAAGCUUCCCGAGGAGCCUCUCAGGCUUACCGUACUCAAAUUGGAUGGAUCAAAUUUCGAGAUUCAGGUGGCAAAAAAGGGGAGGGUGAGGGAGCUGAAGCUGGCGGUGGAGGCAGCAUUUGGUCAUUUGCCAAUGACGGGGCCUGGUAGAGUUUCAUGGCCACAUGUAUGGGGUCAGUUCUGUCUUUCCUACAAUAGCCACAAGCUACUUAAUGACAGCAGUUAUUUAGAAAUCUACAAGAUCAAAGAUGGUGAUCAGCUUCGCUUUAUUCGCCAUGACUCUAUCAACUACAAUUUGGCAAAGAUGCAAUCAGAGAAAGAGGACUCGGAUUUAGAUGAUGAACCCGACGAGGACAGACAAGAGAAUGGCCAGAGUUAUUACAUAGAGAUCCUAGAGAACAAGCAGGAUGACAACGGAUUAAAGCUAGCUAACUGCAGAACGAUGAUCAGGUUAAAUGAGUAUAGGGAGAGUCGAGAUAACCAUAUGAUCGAGAUGUCGUCAUUCUGA